Molecule: messenger RNA, 297 nt
Organism: Lactuca virosa
Lineage: Eukaryota; Viridiplantae; Streptophyta; Magnoliopsida; Asterales; Asteraceae
Source: the annotation of a GenBank genome assembly
AUGAGAAUAGAGAACGACCACCAGUAUCCAGCGAAGUGGCGAAGAACACCCAACCAGCCAAUCGACACGACGGUCAGCGCCUCGGCGGACGGCGGAGACCAAGUUUCAACAGAAAAAUGUCAACAGUUCAGGCUCCGGCGACUAGCGAAUAGGAGAAAGAGCGUACGAUACCAAUGGUGUCGGCAACUGGAAAAGAGUACAAAACAACAACGGUCUGAAUGGGCGCCGAUGUUCUUCGGGUUAGUUACGAGAAAAAGUAUUCUGAAAUCUGGUGGUUUGAAUAAACUUUUGAUUUAG